Messenger RNA from Selaginella moellendorffii, 1560 nucleotides. RefSeq lists its product as uncharacterized. NCBI's taxonomy places the organism in Eukaryota, Viridiplantae, Streptophyta, Lycopodiopsida, Selaginellales, Selaginellaceae. The transcript has 2 exons. The record is from RefSeq and is a predicted model, not a curated record. The coding region runs from base 119 to 754 and encodes 211 amino acids.
GGGUCAGGUGGAAGACGAGGCCUACCAGCGGCAAACGGCCGAGUUUCGGCACUGUGGUCCCUGAACUCACGAUGAAUUUGCUUGCGACAAGGAGGCCUACGAGCUGUUUGUGGCGGCGAUGGAGGAGGAGGGGCGGCCGCUCGGCCUGUGGGUGAAGCGGAUGCUUGACGAGAAGGCGCUCUACACCGACGUCAACUACUUGGAGAAGCCGGGAAGCCAGAUAUGUCCGACUUCCUCCAGCUUUAUCUCUUCUCGGAGCUUUACUUUUACUUUCCUGUUUUGUUGUCUGGGUACUGUGAUGGAACUUAAGUCUUCGUGUCAACCGCGAGAUCCUGGCAAUGCAAUCGAGCGAUGGUUCUUGGAUCUUGUGAGAUCGUGCCGCGAUCUCGCGGCGGCGGAGGCGAUCCAUUCGUGCAUUGCGUUGGCGGGACAUGCGGGAGUGUGGGUAUCGGGCGCCAGGUCUUUCAUGGCAUUCGAUCCAAGAACUGCUACUCCUGGUCGAUUCUCCUCUGCGCGUACUCGCAGAAUUGGUACCAAGGAGGUCUUUGAUGCAAGCACGAUCCCAUCUGAAUGCCAAACGCUUCUUCCAGAUCGCGCCGGCAACGAGUUUGAUCUCCUGGAACACGCUCCUGUCUGCAUUUGCCCAGUUCGGGAAUCUUUCAGGGAAUCCCUUUCAGGAGCCUUGGAAUGGGCAUAUUCCACCUGGAAGAUUCUCGGAGAAUCCAGGGUCUCUCUCACUACCCGGCCAGAUUAAAAAUGUGAUCCAGUAAGUUAUCUAGUUGAUUGUUUGCAACUCUCAAUUCUUCUUUCUUCUUCUUUAUUUCUCUGUUCUUUAGAUGGCCACCAGAGGUCUUGGAGGCCACACUGAUAGUCCAAGUAAACCGAGUGUCCGAGAAAGAAAUUAUCGUUCCUAUAUGAUCGAUCGGAGGGAAUGGUGACUGGAUACGUGAUAUAUUGUGUGAGGCUUGGAAAACUGAUGCUGCCAACGGCGGACGUGUGAGAGUUGUGCCUGGAAAGCCUCCCAUCCGGAAUCGGGAGUUCAUCAUGCUUGCCGGCGUAACAGAGCGUACUUUACCGAUGGCCGCCUGCUUAGAACAGGGAUCUCUUUGCCGAGCAACAUGAAUACGCAAAUAUCAAGGUGCGUUUGCCAAGAAUUUUCUUUUUUUUUUCGGUUGGUAACAAAGUUUACAUCAAUGCUGACUCAUUGCUGAGCAAUGUCGAAACUUGACUGACGAUACGUCCUCGUUACUGGAGAAAACUUUUUCUGCUUUAUGCUCCUCUUAGUAGAUCUUCUGAGCGCGCCAAGAUAACUAAAGCAGAUGGGAAUCGUUUGAGUGCCUGUUAUCCUUGUUACCUCUAAAAUAGUGCCAAUGGAGGUGUACAUAUCCAAUACGCUGGAUCGCAGCCCGACCUUGGAUGCUGGAUGUCCAAUCCGGUGAGACUGGCGGGUCAGGUGACCUCGGGCACCCGACCCCUCAAGGCGCGAAGGUUCAAAUUUUCGAAGUCUUCGCAAUGGAAAGAAAGAGAUCACGAAGAAUUAUUGGCGAAACAAAUCCAAGC